ACCGAGAUGCUGCGUGUGGGACAACACCUGCCCCGACUGACCGGCCCUGUCCCCUUAGCUGAGGAGGCUGCGGUGGCGGCUGCUGCCUGCCCCUCUGUGGUGGAUGGCGGUGAUGCAUUUUCAUACCUCCCAUCCGCUUUGGAGCCUUCUGGCCUUGAAGGCCAAACUGAUGUCAUGGUCUUGUUUGACAAGAAUCCAUUCAAGACCUUAGUGGACCAAGAGAAGAUUUCUGGUGCCAUGGUCUUGUUGGAUAAAAAUCCAUUCAAGGCCUUAAUGGAUCAAGAAAAGGCACAAGGUCUUAACAAGGACCAAUAUGAGUUGGGCAUGAAGGUUUGGCUGCAGACCCAGAUGGGAACGCAGCGUGUGGGACACCUGCCCCGACUGACCAGCACUGUCCCCUUAGCUGAGGAGGCUGUGGUGGCGGCUGCUGCCUGCCCUUCUGUGAGAGAUGGAGAUGGUGUAUUUUCACUCAUGCCAUCCUCCUUGGAUUUUUCUGGCCUUGAAAGCCAAACUGAUGACCUGGUCUUGUCUGACAAAAAUCCAUUCAAGGCCUUAGUGGAUCGAGAAAAGGCUGCGGUGGCGGCUGCUGCCUGCCCCUCUGUGCUGGAUGUCGAUGGUGUACUUUCAUACCUCCCAUCCACAUUGGAGUUUUCUGGCCUUGAAGGCCAAACUGAUGACCUGGUCUUGUCUGAAAGAAAUCCAUUCAAGGCCUUGGUGGAUCAAGAAAAGGCUGCGGUGGCGGCUGCUGCCUGCCCCUCUGUGCUGGAUGGCGAUGGUGUACUUUCAUACCUCCCAUCCUCAUUGGAGUUUUCUGGCCUUGAAGGCCAAACUGAUGACCUGGCCUUGUCUGAAAGAAAUCCAUUCAAGGCCUUGGUGGAUCAAGAAAAGGCUGCAGUGGCGGCUGCUACCUGCCCCCCGGUGGUGGAUGACGGCUGGACAUCGUUCAUGUUCAGCAUGAUCCGCCGGAUGGUGUCGGAGGAGAACGACCGAGCUGAGCUCUGGGCCACCAUGCUCCAAUUAAAGGAGCAGGCCCUCGUCCAGGAAGCCCAAGCUAAACUGGACCUGCUGUCCUGCCAACCAAGGUGUGGUGAAGAGGCAGGUCAAGGCCCUUUCAUGGAGAGUAUUCAGGUGAUCUCCCAGCUGACGUACCAGCAGGCCCAGAUGAAGAAGCUUGCUCAGGCCACUCAGGCUGCGAGCGAAGACAGGAAGUUGCUCCUGAAGCACCUGUCUGACAUCGAGACCCAGAGAGCAGCAACCAUCCAGCUGCAGAAGCAAGCUGAGGCCUACCAAAAGAAGGCCCAGUUGCCCACGACCUCAGUUCUGCAAUCUGGUCUGAUGCAGCGACCGGACGUCAAGGCCCCGGAGGCCAAGCUGGUCUCUCCCGCAGCAUCUGCUCCUUACCAGGACACUAAGGUCCUCCACUCAGAGAUGCAGGAUGCUGAGGACCAGAACUUUGGAGAAGAUCUUAGCCUGAAGAUGGCUCCUGACCAGGACACUAAGGGCCUCCACUCAGAGGUGCAGGAUGCUGAGGACCAGACCUUUGGAGAAGAUCUGGAGAUGGUGGACAAGGCUUCAUACGCGAAAGCUAAGUAUGAAGAGGUCUCCACAAAGUGUCUGAAGAACGGCGCUCUCCGUACUCCGGAGUGUGAGGUGGCGUCACUGGAUGCCGCAGCGAUGCCGGACGAGGGUGAGGUGGAGGAUGAGGCUGAGACCUGCUCGUCCAUCAGCAGCUGUGAUGACUGCGUAGAGUCUCUGGUGAGACCAUCUCUGACCUUUGACCUUCCCACAGAGUUAUAA
Molecule: messenger RNA, 1797 nt
Organism: Sardina pilchardus (European sardine)
Lineage: Eukaryota; Metazoa; Chordata; Actinopteri; Clupeiformes; Clupeidae
Exons: 14
Coding region: 7-1797 (596 amino acids)
Source: RefSeq, a predicted model, not a curated record